GGUGAAAGUCAUAGUGAGUCAACAGUUGACUUUAUUAUCAGAUGGCACCCAUAGAAAGCCGUUUAUUGGCGUUAAAAAUGAGCGAUGUAUAUGUCCAAAUUGCAAGAAAACAAUAGAAGAUUGAGAUGACGAAUUUAAGGAGGUGGAUUUUACAAAUCUGCGAAAUAUCAGGUGGAAAGUGCGCCUGUUAAAAUUCGUAACGUUAAAUAUAACGUUGAUUUACAUGUACCUCUUGUUGACAAAUGACAGAGGAAUUUGGCGUUUGUGUGAAAUUGGACGACCGAGCUUUGCAAUAUGACUAGCAAGCUUAUGCAGUUAAUCGAAACACGAACUAAGAGACCGGUUUUAGAUGAAUCAGAGUUGAAAGUGAGCUCGCACUGGAAACUUAUCAAAACCGCUAUUAAACAACCGCAUGGGGACGAUCCAAAGAAACUUGAUGAGAAACAGUCUCUACAUGUAGGACACGGCGUUCAUUCAGUGAAUUCUUUGCCGGUUGAGGAAGAUCUUUCCUUUGUAGCGUUUAACUCAUUUAAUCAUAACUUUGUUGGAAUUGAUAAAGAUGGAAAGGCCUCAGUUUUUCUGCCAACCGGUUACCGAGAAGAUGUGAACAACAAGACCCUUAAAGAUGCCAUCUGUGGAAUAGUAUACGCAAAGAAACCUAGAUUUUAUGUUGCCUGGGGAUUUGAUGAAAAUAUUAGAUUGAUGUCAGAUGAUUUCAAAGUCAUAAGUGUGGCAACCUCUGUUAGCAGAAUUUUCAGUGGAGUGUAUAACGAAUCUUCAAAUGAAAUAAUAACUGGUGGAGUUGGAAAUCUCAUAUGCUGGAGUUUUAGAUAUGGAGCAAAAUUUCUUCUUCAGCGUAAAGUUUUUACAGAUUGUAUGCCUCCAUCCUGCAUCAUAUCUUUUCUCUGCUUGGAAGACACCCCAAGCAGAUCACAGAGAUGCUUUGCUGUGUAUCACAAUAAUGUGAUUAUUUACAAUCUCCUCAAUGGAACAUGUGUUGGACACCUCAAAGAGCUGCAUCCCAGAGAGAUCACUGCUAUGUUGUUUUUCAAUCCACUUAAGUAUCUUAUAACGGGAGCAAAAGACGGUUCAAUAAAGGUUUGGGAUGACAGAGGAAAUAUCAAGAUCAUCUUUGUUGGCCAUUUAAAGUCAGUGAACACCCUAGCCGUGUAUCCAUUUGGUACCUAUAUCAUGUCAGGGUCCAGUGAUAACAGCAUACGUGUGUGGAGUUUAGACACUGCUGAUGAAGUGGAUAGAAUUGAUACUAAAGAAGCUGUACUGGGUCUUGGUACUAUUGUAGGAAAAAAUGACUUGUAUUCCUUUGGACGAAGAUCGAUAGAGUUGUGGAAGAUCGAGCACAUUCAUUCUGUGUUUGCAACUGUGGGAAGCAAAAUCAAAUCUAUCAAGCCUACGACGCACCCAAGAAUGCCAACCAGACUGGUGUGCACAUGUGAUGACGCAACAGUACGUCUGUUGUCCCCAAGCUCCGGCGAGUGUAUCACUACCAUGUUGUUACCAAACAUGAGUAUUAUCGCUGAUGUGGCUUACGCUGCUGCUGAAAAUUUGAUGUUUACUUUGCUCUCAAACGGUAAAAUCUUAAAGGCAUCCACUCUGACCAAUCCAUGUAAGAAACUUCAGGAGUGGGAUACAAACAGCAAUUCAGAUGCACCCUCUUCAUGUACUUGUCUUUGUCUUUAUGAAUACGUUGUGCAGGAUGAGCUCGAAGGUGACUCCUGGGGAAAUUUGGUGACAGCGCUGAAAGCGAAAAAGAGAGCUGAGGAACUUGAGACUAAAGGACAAGCUAUGAACGCAUACGAUAGAACUCUGCUGUUAGGCGGCUCUACCAAUGGUAUGAUUGUCGUGUUUGACUGGCAGAAUGACACCAACCCUGGAAAAAUCUCUUUCCAAAUAGAGGGGCACAGAGAUGAGGUCAUCACCAUGGUAGCGAAUCCAGAAGUUGAUCAAGUGAUAUCUGCUGGUCUGGAUCACACCAUCAAGAUUUGGCGCCUUUUUCCGUUCGCCGAGGAAGCCCUUGCCCCUCUGAUGACGUUGUAUUGCCAUGAGACGCCCAGACUCUUGUCUGUGGCUCACCACAAGCUAUGUGCGGCAUUCCACGAGCCGGCUACUGCUUCAUAUAACAUCGUCGUGUUUAAAACUACUCAAAAAAAACGAUUUGAUCACAAUAGCGAUUGGGAUCACACGGAUGACGUUACGGGACUGGCCAGCUGCGCCAAAAUGAGACUGUUUGCGUCAUGUAGCGCAGACGGCUCUGUGAGAGUCUGGGACGAGUCCAACAAACUGUUACGCGUCAUCAAACUAAAUGCUACUCCCACCAGCAUUUGCUUCUCAAGUCAGAAAGGCGACCUGAUUGUGGGCAUUGGGAAACAUCUGCACAAGAUUAACUACGCGACCUACAUGCCUCAGUCGUUUAUUUUCCGAAUGGUAGCGAUGGAUUUUCGACGCGUCAUCGCUGAGGCACCGAUGGAUAUUGACUCUGAAAUCAAGGGCAACCUAACACCUGAGGAGUGUCAGAGACUGAGCCGAGUCAAGUCUUCGUUACACAAAUACAAUGAUUUUCACGACAUUUUGCCACAGGAUGAGAUGGACGAGAAAAUUCAGGAAGAAGAAAGGAGAACACAGGCUUUCUCGAAGAUUCAGGAGCGAGAAAACGAGCUAAGAAAACUUAGAGAUGGCACUUACCGAUUCAGCAGGAAAAGGCCGAAUAUCGAUUCAGAGGCAGUACGCGGAGAAGCGUUUGAAAAAUACCUGGAAAUAUUUUACAAGCGUCCUCACUUCGAUCUUCCAGACGAUACUCUGGAGGACAGUGGUGUUGAUAACGAGGAAGAGGAGGAACCUUACGCUGAAGACAGGGGAACGGGAUUUUUCUCGAUCAGUAGACAAUCGACAAGAUCGAAGAAAAGUCAGUCCUUCCCUGAAAAAACACCCAAAGCUGAGAUUGCGAGUUUAUCCAUGUCGGAAUUUGAGCCUAUUAAAUUACAGGACGAUUACGAAGGGAUGCCGGUGCUUCCUCCUGCGGAUGAACGAGACGAAUUGUCGCCAUCUGAGCGGCCUUUUACCAUGGAAACUGAAAGCGAGAUCUUCUCACACGGUGAAACGAGCUCAAGGGUUUCGCAUUCGGCACCAGCUCGCAGAUUGAAGGAUUUCCGAAAGCAUCCGAUUGAGCCACCGCUCGUAAAUCGGGACCGUGAUCGGUACGUUGUCGACGUUCCCAAGUCAAAGCGAUAUCCAUCACCUAGCCAGUCUGUUCAAAAAGUAUCACAGAGGCUUUCGCGCCUAGCUUCGUAUCAAAAUGAGGGCGACGAAGAAGAGAUGUUUGUUAUUGCACCCGAUGGCUUCAUUCCAAACUCAGUAGUUGUAGCCAUGUUCAAGGAUUUGAGAGAUGAAACUAAAGAAGAAGCAGACAAGUGGAAGCUGCCUCAGUUGACUGCAAAACAACUGGCAGAACUGGAGAGCAGGAAAAAGAAACUUCCUAAAUCUCCAGAGAGUCCUAAAGGCAAGAAAGAGAGGAGAAAGUCAAAUUAUGCCAGUCAGCUGCAACUGGCCUUAAGAGACAGUCCGUCACCUGAGCCUGUGGACGACACUGACCUCUUCAAAUCGCCCACUCCUACACCUCCCCCGUCCCCUCCCCCAGAAGAGCCGACACCGCCAAGCAUCCCCUCCCCAAAGAAAGAAAUCAAACCAGUUCGACCGAUUGAGAAACUGAUAUCGAGACCGAAGCCUCCAACUCCAGAACCCACACCUUCUCCUCCUCCUCCGACCAAAGAACCAACUCCAAUCCCUCCCCCACCCCCUCCUACUCCGUUGCCAUCGUUUAUUACUCAGUUUAAGGGAACACUUUGGUUUGACAAAUUCUUCCCCGACGCAGACUCAGAGACAUUUCCAAGACCUUGGACACCAGAGAGCUUUGUGGAAGUUUUACUGACCCUGAUUCAGAAGACAAAUGACCAUGAACUGAAGACACAGAUUUGCGCUGCCAUAAUGCUCUUAUAUCGUCAAGAAGGUCUGGACCGAGACGCGGCCGAGAAAGUCAAUCGAACCACAAUAGCUGAACUGAAUAUCCCAGAUCAUCCUACUGCACAUGGCUCGUCCCAGGCCAAACAGUUUUUGCGCGUGGCUCUACAGCUUUCGCACACAAUGAAAGUGUAUGAAGUGUCCUUUGUGGCUGAACUUAUGGCGCAGUUUAUUGAUGGUGAUGAGGAAAUCAGGAAGUUUGUUCUAGAAUUGCUAGCUUCUAUAGGAGUACCAGACACUGCUGGGUACUUUGUCAAGGAACUGGACUCAUUCGAUACCACGAGUAUCCCUGGAAACAGAAGGAAGGCUCGUGUAAAGGACAUGUGUGUCCAGUGGCUAAACAAGUGGCUCGGUCAGUUCAGACAACACAUCCGAUCCUUGGCUGGCAAGAUCAGUCGCGCUCAAGCUGGCAGUGUAGUCAAAGGAACAAAGACGCCAAAGACACCCAGCUCUAUCAAAGGAAUUUUGAAGACAGACAGCUCACAGAGGACAACGUCCGAGAUGUCCAAGCCGACGACCAUCUCUUUUGACCUUGAGGCCCUAGGAGGAAAAGCCGCUGACACGGCGAUGCCUGCAGAAGCGAUCAACUACUUUUGUGAGAUAAGAAUGGAAGAAGAACUGGAAAGAGCUCGAACGCGAACGCGAGAGAAGACUCCCGUUCAGGCCCAGGACAACUCCAGAAAUACAGUGCUCGUCCUGCCAAAAAUACACAGCAAACGGAGUCUGGCACGACUUGGAGAAACACAUUGCAGUCACUGUCAUCCAGAAAGAGAAACGUCUCUUGCCUUAGCAUUUCCUCUACCACAAAUCUAUCAAACCCGUCGCAGUGUGGUGUUAAACAAUAUGGUGCUUCACCUAAAAACUCUGACAUUGAACCCGUUUCCGGACGAGGGUGAUUUAGCAGUGUAUGAACCGUACCAACAGUCUAAUCUGUUGACACUGCGUUCGUCGCAGAAAUACUUCAUCCCUGCUCAAUCCUACGUUGAAGAACGAGACACCGAAAGCCUGGCUCAACAGAUAAGAAAAGUCCUAUUGUAGCAGGUAUCUAAACUCGUUGAAUUCAAGACGAUUUGUGACACCACGGUGGGGCGAAAAAAUUGAACUGCAGACGGUGGAGAAGGAAAGCAAUGAUGAGCUGGUUAGACACUCGCAAAAUCAUCGGAAUUGCAAUAUACGGGAAAAGCCUUUUUUCUGGGUUUUGCUGUCUUCCACAUUUUGAUGCCAUGUUUGGCCUCGAUUUCUGUCUUCUUGCGAGACAGAUUAAUCAAUUACGUAUUAAAGUUUUAUACGAACUGCAAACAAGUUUCAGAACACUUGCGGUUGACUCACUUCCAAAUACCUAGUAAGGGCUAUGAUGAAGCCAAUUCCUUUAGAGAUGGAAGUGAUUCGGCCUUGAAGGAGGGAUUUUGGAAAAAAGUGUAACUGCGGUGAGAAAAUAUUUUUAUGAUCUUAGGGACAGAAAUCCGAGCUGUUAUGGUAAUAUGUACUAUUGAUAUUUUCUUUGAUAUCAGAAUAAGUUCAUUUUAUACUUGUCCUAAUCCAUGGCUAAAAAUGAGGAAAUUGCUAUGAUUUUCGAAGUCUUUUAAUCUGAUGUAUAUGCCAUAACUUUCCUUCAUCUGAUGUAUGUACUAUAACUUUCCUUGUAAAUAUUUCCAAGAGUGUAUAUAAAUUUUGUCAUAUGUACAGUAAAGAAAGAGUGAAGAAAUAUAUUUUUGAAUAAAGCAUUAGACCUGAAAACAUGUGUAGAGAUGAAACAUUGUCAUCCGAACACGCUGUGUCAGAGAGUCUAAUUUUUAACAAUUAA
Messenger RNA from Pocillopora damicornis (cauliflower coral), 5836 nucleotides. RefSeq lists its product as uncharacterized. Gene Ontology annotation, molecular function: protein binding. The record is from RefSeq and is a predicted model, not a curated record. Lineage: Eukaryota; Metazoa; Cnidaria; Anthozoa; Scleractinia; Pocilloporidae.